AUGGCAACCACAAAUGGAGCUUUCCCGUUUCAAAAGCUUGCAAAAGAGAACUAUGAUCGAUGGAGCAUACAAAUGAAAACUUUCCUUGAUGGACAAGACGUUUGGGAAGCCGUUGAAGAAGAAUAUGUUGAACUGGAAAAUUUAGCUUCAUUAAGUCAAGCCCAAAGGAAGACAUCCAAAGAAGCCAAGGUGAAAGAUCAAAGAGCGCUAUCCAUCAUCCAACUCGGUGUAGACGAUAGUAACUUUAAGAAGAUUUCUCAAGCUACUACGGCGAAGCAAGCGUGGGAUAUUCUUAGCGAUGCUUUCAAAGGCAUUGAUAAGGUGAAGAAGGUCCGACUCCAAUCACUUCGUGGAGAGUUCGAGUCUUUGAAGAUGAAAGACUCCGAAUAUGUUUCCGACUACGUCUCAAGGGUGGUUUCAAUCGUUAACCAACUUGAAAGAAAUGGUGAAACAAUGGAAGAGAGAAGAGUCGUCGAAAAAAUACUUCGAUCCCUUGAUCCUAAGUUCGACUACAUUGUCGUAGCAAUUGAAGAGUCAAACGACGUUGAGAGCCUUAAAGUGAACGAGAUAGUGGGCAAGUUACAAGUCCAUGAGGAGAAGAUCAAGAGGCGAAACAAAGGGCCCGAAGUAGAACAAGCCCUUCAAGCAAAGACGAACCUUGCCGACCAACCAAAAUACGAUGGUGCUCGAUUUCGUGGCAGAGGUAGAGGCCGUGGUCGUGGACGCGGUCGUGGUCGUGGCAGAGGUCGUGAAGGACAAUUCUCGUACAACAAUGAUGAUACGAAGCAAGAGAAUCGACCAACAAGAGGUCGUGGACGAGGAGGAUUCAAUCGGCGUCAAGACAAGAAAGAUGUCGAAUGUUACAAUUGUCACAAAUACGGACACUAUGCUUGGGAGUGUCGAAAUGAGUUAAAUGAUGAAAAGAAUCAUUAUGUUGAAGCAACGGAAAAGGAAGUUGCAGAGAUAUCCCUCUUGGCGUAUGAGGUAUUGACAGACGCAAAAGAUAACUUGUGUUAUCUUGAUUCUAGUACAAGCAACCACAUUUACGAAAGUAACAAAGUUGAGGACUCACUAGUAGCUGAAUUAAUGGAGCAGUUAAAACAGAAGUCCCUUGAACUUGAGGCCAAAGAUACAAAUAAUCGGAAGAUUAAGGAGAAACUCAAGCGAAAGACCUCAGAAUGUGCGGAGUUGCAAGAAACCAAUGUCAAAUUGCAAAAAGUGAUCUCUCGUACUGUCGAACAGAGAACCUUCAUUCCACCAACUAGAAAUGUGAAUGAGUCAAAUAAUAUGUUGCUCCUACAAGCUCAAGCAAGAGAGAUUGAAGAACUAAGGAAACAAUUAGUUGAAGCAACCGAGUCAAAGAAGGAGCUAGAGCUACGCAAUAAGAAACUUGAAAUCGAAAGUUCGUACGCUAAUAAAUUAGCAUCAACUGCCGUAGUUGAAUUCAAGAUUUUGUCUCAACAAGUUGAGGAGCUAGUGAAUCACAACAAGAAGUUAAUGAAGCACAAUGAAAAGCUAAUGAAUCACAAUGAGAUAUUAGCUAUCGAGAUGCAAGUUGCUUUGGCAGAAAAAGAUCAAGUAGAAGCUGAAUAUGUGGCAGCGACAUCGAGUGUAUGUCAUGCAAUAUGGCUAAGGAACUUACUAAAGGAGCUCAAUUUUGCUCAAGAAGAUUCGACACAAGUUUUUGUCGAUAACAAAUCAGCAAUUGCACUAGCGAAAAAUCCAGUGUUUCAUGAUCGAAACAAACACAUUGAUACUCGAUAUCAUUUCAUCCGAGAGUGCAUUGCAAAGAAAGAAGUUCGUGAAGUCCGAAGAUCAAAUUGCCGAUAUCUUCACGAAACCCCUCAAGAGAGAAUCGUUCGAGAAGUUGAGGAGUCAACUUGGAAUGCGUGA
Molecule: messenger RNA, 1893 nt
Organism: Erythranthe guttata (spotted monkey flower)
Lineage: Eukaryota; Viridiplantae; Streptophyta; Magnoliopsida; Lamiales; Phrymaceae
Source: RefSeq, a predicted model, not a curated record